This is a messenger RNA of Daldinia vernicosa, 837 nucleotides long. RefSeq lists its product as uncharacterized. The transcript has a single exon. Lineage: Eukaryota; Fungi; Ascomycota; Sordariomycetes; Xylariales; Hypoxylaceae. Bases 465 to 770 code for a protein of 101 amino acids. The record is from RefSeq and is a predicted model, not a curated record.
CCUCUAAGUUAUUCUACGAAGCAUAGACUUCAGGCCAUACGACGUCCGCUAUUCAAUCCUGAUAGAGGGUUAACUCGCAUGAACCCACUAUCUUACCACCAGACGCUACGUAUAGCUACAGGCAAUACUCCAAGUCACACCCAAGUCAGCGACCCUCGUCACCUUAUCAUAUAGAAGACAACCUAGGCGGGUUAAACGUACCUAGACUGAAGAAAAAUUCAAUGAUAGAUUGAGAUGUCAUAAAAAAAUAUUUAACGCAAUCUUCCAUCUAUCUUGCGAACUUAUAAUUUCUCUCCUCCCCCUUACCAACAACUCCCUCUUCCACCAAACAUAACCUCUUAUUCAACCGCUAGUUACACUCAAGCACAUACCUUAGUACUUGUGACCUACCAUAUCCCUUCCUGCUACUACCAAACUGGGCUACUAUCAGAAACCCUUUCACAAAUCAAUCUCAAGUAGGCCCAAUGCCGAUUGAUAUCAUUAUACCACCACCCAUCAGCCGCAUCAUCUACGAGGUGCCACCGCCACACAUCUACGGUCCUCUCCGUCCAACCCGUGAUGCUCCCGGUCCACCGAACCGCCCGCUCCCAAAGCCGCCGGUACGUCCUAAAUGCGCAGUGGGUGGUCCGGUCGUCUUAUACCCGACGACUGUCCUCCGGCCUAUUACCAUCCUGCACCCCGUACCACCUAUGGAGCCCGGCGUGCCCGCCUCGCAGGCUCCGCCGACGCCGAAUGCGGUCCUGCUACGACAAAUCACAUAUGAUGUUUAAGUUAGGAAAAGGAAGUGAUAGAAUGGGAAUGUUUACGGAAGUGUUGCUUUAUCACUAUGACGACCCG